Messenger RNA from Felis catus (domestic cat), 939 nucleotides. Its product is annotated as zinc finger protein 684-like. The record is from RefSeq and is a predicted model, not a curated record. Lineage: Eukaryota; Metazoa; Chordata; Mammalia; Carnivora; Felidae. The transcript has a single exon. The annotation marks the transcript as partial. Gene Ontology annotation, biological process: regulation of transcription by RNA polymerase II. Gene Ontology annotation, molecular function: DNA-binding transcription factor activity, RNA polymerase II-specific; RNA polymerase II cis-regulatory region sequence-specific DNA binding.
AAAAAAGCAUACAAGAGAAAAAAACCCUUUGAAUUCAAUGACUGUGGGAAAGCCUUUAACAGUAAGGGACACCUUAUAGCCCAUCAAAAAAUUCAUAGUGGGGAGAGAUCCUUUGUGUGCAGUGAUUGUGGGAAAGCAUUUGUGCACGAAGCACAACUGGUGGUCCCCCAGAGACUUCACACUAGAGAGAAGCCUUAUGAAUGCCAUCCGUGCGGGAAGUUGUUCACUCAGAACUCCUCCUUUACCCAACAUGUGAAAUCUCAUGCACUCAAGAACUCAUUUGAAUGUAAAGAAUGCGGGAAAACCUUUGAGUACAGUUCAUCCCUUUAUAAACGUUCUAGAUUUCAUAUAGGAGAGAAAUCCUACAAAUGUAGAGAAUGUGGCAAAGCCUCAGUGCUUGUCAUGCAUCAGAGGAUUCAUACAGGCGAGAGACCCCACGGGUGUACGAACUGUGGAAAAGCCCUCAUCAAGAAGUCGCAUCUCCUUAAACAUUACUUAACUCCUACAGCAGAGCAACAUAACAAAUGUAAUGCAUGUGGGAGAUGUUUUAACUGGAAGACACAUCUCACUGUCCAUCAAAGAACUCAUAAACACAUGGAAGCUUUGUGAAUGUGGGAGAACGUGCAGUUAGCCUUUUAAUAAAGCAGCAAAGAAUUAAUAAUGAGAAAAAAAACACACCAAUUCGAUGAAUGUGGAAAAGCAUGUUCUGAAAUUCAUAUUCUGUAAGUGGUACUGCUAAUUUUAUUGAGAAGAUUACAGAAGAUUUUGAGUUUACAAGUUGAGAAUUUUACUGCAUAGCAUAAAACUGAAGAAGUUGUAAACAAUUUAAAAAUCAAGGCAUCUUGGGGGCGCCUGGGUGGCGCAGUCGGUUAAGCGUCCGACUUCAGCCAGGUCACGAUCUCGCGGUCCGUGAGUUCGAGCCCCGCGUCAGGCUCUGGG